GCUCGUCCGCGGCAGACCAAAGCAGGCAUCCAGGAGAUGCGCACUGAUGAGCCGCUGCUAGCGUGUCAGAAGCAGGUGUUCUGUGUCUGAUUCCCCCGAGAGCUGAACGCAGGCAAGCUUCCGAGUCCCACCGGUUCUUUUUGGGAUACUGCCAAUCACCUGCACCUGCGCGAGCCAUGGAAUGCUGAGAUUGUCUAUCCAUCGCGCGCUCGGAGAAUCAGACCCCGCCGCCCUCGUGGAGCACAGUAGUCUCAGACCUCCGCCUCGCACUGAACAGAAUGCGCCCCGGUUCUGGCUUUUGAUCGUUAGAUUUUUAUUUCUGGCUCAGAGAUGAUACCCGCUCAGCAAAAUCAUGUUGUCACAACGAUUGAGACAAUCCCACCCGACACCGUCACGGCAUCGCCGAGUCUGCUUCAGAGGAUUAGAAAAGUACUGAACAGGGAGCUGGUGGUGACCCUGGCGCUGGGUCAGGUGCUCUCUCUCCUCAUAUGUGGCAUAGGUCUGAGCAGCAAGUACCUGGCUCAGGAUUACCAUGCCAACACACCCGUGUUCCAGAGCUUUCUCUGCUACAUCCUCCUCUUCCUCGUCUACACCACCACACUGGCUGUCAGGCAAGGUGAGGAGAACCUGCUGGCCAUUCUGAAGAGGAGGUGGUGGAAGUACAUGUUACUGGGACUGGUCGACAUUGAGGCCAACUACCUGGUCAUCAAGGCCUACCAGUACACCACUCUGACCAGUGUACAGCUGCUGGACUGUUUCGUCAUCCCUGUAGUGCUGCUGCUGUCCUGGUUCUUCCUGCUGGUCAGGUAUAAGGCGGUCCACUUCGUGGGCGUGGGGGUGUGUCUGCUGGGCAUGGGCUGCAUGGUGGGGGCGGACGUACUGGUGGGACGCCAGCAGGGCCUGGGAGAGCAGAAGCUGAUGGGGGACCUGCUUGUCUUGGGAGGGGCCACCCUCUACGGCAUUUCCAACGUGUGUGAGGAGUUCAUCGUCAAGAACCUCAGCAGGGUGGAGUUCCUGGGCAUGAUGGGGCUGUUCGGGUCCUUCUUCAGCGGCAUUCAGCUGGCCAUCAUGGAACACAAGGAGCUGUUGAGGGUUCCCUGGGAUUGGCAGAUAGGUCUGCUGUACAUCGGGUUCAGUGCCUGCAUGUUUGGGCUGUACAGCUUCAUGCCGGUGGUCCUGAGAAGGACCAGUGCCACCGCUGUCAACCUGUCUCUGCUCACCACCGACCUCUACAGCCUCUUCUGUGGCCUCUUCCUCUUCCACUACAAGUUCUCUGGGCUGUACCUGCUGUCGUUCUUCAUCAUAGUUCUGGGUCUGGUCCUCUACUCCUCCUCCUCCACCUACGUGGCCCAGGACCCUCGCGUCUACAAACAGUUCCGCAACGCAGGACACCCCUUCACGGACACGCCCACACUGGGGCCCCUGGAACCCUCGGUGACCUAUACCAGCCUGGGCCAGGAGGUGGAGGAGGAGCCUCGCAUCAGGGUGGCCUGAAACCCUGUCAAUCACCCCGACAUCCCUGCCCACGACCCUGUACAGAGAGCAUCAUUGGCUGAGUGAGAUUGGGGAGAAAGCCGUAGAGAGCCAGAAGAGUUCACUGUGAUCCUGGAUGGUGAAUAGUUAGCAGUGACUUUUAAUCAUCAUGAUUCUGAAGAUGUGUUCGUGUAUAGAUCACCUCCUGUCCUUCUGCUGUACAGUUACAUGGUUAGAUUGUGCUGAAUACCUGUCUAAAUUCUAUAUGGUGACAGUUUUUUUAUACAAGUACCACACUUUAUUGAAUUUAAGGUCAUGUUUUCUCCCAGCUUCGGCUGUGGUUCGAGCUGUCUGAGAUUUGUCUUUUUAUGAACGUUCUACCCCUUCCCUGCUACACCCCCCGAGUUGGUCCAUUCAUCAGGUAAGGCUCCAGGGCCCGAGCAGAGCGGUGCACAGACGACGGCACAACUCUGUGCCUCGCUGUGCUCCCACGCUGCGGCGGAGACAGACAGAUACGGUUUCUCCGCCGCGGCAUUCUCUGAUCCCGCCGUCUCAGUCGUCCUUCCUGUCUUCCCUUCCUCCUCAAGUCAUGUAGCUACAUGGAGGUUCUGUCGCCUGUCUCUUCUGAGGAGGACAGGAGGAGAAAGGAGGCGAGGAAAGACUUUAGCGACCCAGUCUAGUUUUGUCCUUAAAACUACAAGUCCCACCAACCAGGUACAGAUAAAUAUAUAAGAGGUUCUGGGGAGGAAAAUCUGAAACAAAAUAGCUGCUCAAGGUGUCCGGGUGGCCUGUUUGAUUUACAAAUCACCUGUCAUCUUAAACGGGUAGUAGGCUUACAUAACACUGUAUGCUCUGUAGAUUAGUCAAGCCUAGGUGGAUCCAGCCACAUUUGUUGAACACUCAAACCCAAGAACACAAGAUGGAGGAGGUUCCUGGAUAGCUGUGCCCUCUGAACAGGAGAGCAUAAUUGUAAAAACGUUGAUUAUUGAUUAUGAUGAUGCACUUGUUCUAGAGGUGUGGUGUUCUGUUUUAUUGCUCGUUCUUAUGUUGGGCUGUAUUCUGUACAGUCUGUUCGCAGUUAAUUGCUUUUUAAUUCCAUGCCUGGAUUCUAUUUCCAAAGCACAUUAUUAAUGCCAUGAUUUGGAACAGAUUUCCAUUUAAAGUAUUAUCUAAUGAAUUUUGUAUUUCAGUAGCCUACUUGAUUUCAGUGUAUUGGAGAUUUUGUUGUCAAAUAUGUUGCCUAAAAUAAAGUAUCUUUGUCGGAAAGCUGA
This is a messenger RNA of Osmerus eperlanus (European smelt), 2744 nucleotides long. It is a transcript of the gene slc35f1, whose product is annotated as solute carrier family 35 member F1. Gene Ontology annotation, biological process: transmembrane transport. The transcript has 8 exons. Gene Ontology annotation, molecular function: transmembrane transporter activity. Gene Ontology annotation, cellular component: membrane. Bases 331 to 1494 code for a protein of 387 amino acids. The record is from RefSeq and is a predicted model, not a curated record. NCBI's taxonomy places the organism in Eukaryota, Metazoa, Chordata, Actinopteri, Osmeriformes, Osmeridae.